AUGAUGUCGCUGAAGGGGGUUGUGCUUUGGGAUGACCCGCCACAGUUGACCUUUGCCCCAGGAGUGUGGAGUUUUUCAGGGUUCUUGCGCAACCAGCUAUUUGGUCAGGUCUUCGCUCCUCAUGAUCUGCUCGCCCAAAUCCCGCAAAAGGUCGACCAGACCGCAAUGCUUGAGUUGCACUCGAGAUGGCCGCUGUUGUUUUGUCAUCCAGACAGAGCUGCCGACGCAAAGUACGUUCGUUGCCAUCGUAACACUGUUGAUCAGAUAUUGCUUAAAUAUGCUUCGGUAAACGACAUCGACACGGCAAUGCUUGCAAAAGUGCACAAGUCUUGCGACCGUUUCUGA
This is a messenger RNA of Prorocentrum cordatum, 345 nucleotides long. The record is from the annotation of a GenBank genome assembly. NCBI's taxonomy places the organism in Eukaryota, Dinophyceae, Prorocentrales, Prorocentraceae.